Molecule: messenger RNA, 2022 nt
Organism: Ogataea philodendri
Lineage: Eukaryota; Fungi; Ascomycota; Pichiomycetes; Pichiales; Pichiaceae
Exons: 1
Coding region: 1-2022 (673 amino acids)
Biological process (GO): proteolysis
Molecular function (GO): calcium-dependent cysteine-type endopeptidase activity
Source: RefSeq, a predicted model, not a curated record
AUGGAUCAAUUGGAACAAGUACAAGCCCAAUCCAACGCACUGAUCUACAAAUACGCACUUUCGCAACCAAUCAAGGAGGAUUGUUUGCAACUGAUCAAACAGUUCGACCCGUCGCCGAGUGGCGGGGUCGAUUCUGCGAGGCUCAAGGCUCUGGGAAAUCGGCUAUUGGAUCUGUAUGAUCACUCGAGAGCAAACAAAGACGGAUAUCUAACCGCCGACGAAAAGAUGAGCUGGAUCUUGUCUAACAACGGCGAGUUUGUGUACCCAUACGACGACAAAGUCGGCCUUUUCUUGGGAAAAGGCGAUACUAGACCAAUUGACUGGUCUUUGGAAGGAAGUUCCCAUCUGUACCAGGAGUCUCUGGCCAAUUGCUCUUUUGUUUCGUCCAUGAUCACAAUUCUGGCACGGGGACUGGAUCUGCGCACGCUAUUACACCCAAACGAGAACUACACUCGUUUUGGGGUAGUGAUAACUUUCAACGGCUCCAAAAGAGUGGUGGUGGUAAACUCCGAGCUUCCGAGCGAUUCGUCCCGAUAUAUCAAGAGUUCUGCCAACGCAGACCUGCUGUGGCCUGCAAUGCUGGAAAAGGCAUACUUGAAGAUCCACCAUGCCACUCAUUUGACGGAACUGACCGGUUCCAAUCUCGCUAACGACACUUUUAUGUUAACCGGCUAUUUACCGGAAUAUGUAAUGAUCCAGGACUUGACAACAACUCAAUUGCGCACCAUUGUUCAAGCAUACAAGUCAGAUCAGUUACUUUUGGGUAUUGGAACCGGAAACCUGUCACCGGAGGAAUGCAAGCAGUAUAAACUUGCUCCGAGCCAUGAUUAUGCGGUUCUGGACGUUUUUGAGAACGGAAAGGCCCAGUUCGGGUACUCGUUCCGGCUGAAAAACUCGUGGCUAUCGGACGAUCGAGAGGUCAUUGUCAAUGACUUGUAUCCGUUUGGGACGCUGUAUCUGAACUGGAACGUUGACAAAUUUAAACACUUGGUCACCAAACAUUUCACCGCAAGACCCGAUUCAGCUGGCGUGAUCGACUAUGCACAGUUUCGUAUUUCCAAUAAGGAGACCCAGAAUACAGCUUUUGUGCUGAUUGAACGGCAGCUGGACCAGCCAGAAACCUAUUUACGCGCUGAAUGGUUUGACACCGCCGGAGAGAAGAUUUGGGCCCUGGGCCAGCACCGCCGCGUGCUUUGCACUCCCAGCAACAAGUCGCGGUUCGUGCUAUCCAAGCUGCACCUCAGUCCAAACCAGAAACUUACGGGAGUAGCUGUUGUUGAACCGGAAAAGAGAACAACGUACUCCGUGUACUUUUAUUCGGAGCACGAGAUGGAGAUCACAAGAGCACCUUACAAAUACAAAGCCACUCAGGAAUUGACCGGUAGCUGGACACCGAUGACCGGUGGAGGUAGCUGGGCCUAUCCGACGUAUAUCGACAACCCGCAAUGGGAGCUGACUGGUACUGGAAACGUGCAAAUCGGGCUCUUCUCCAAACACAACGUCAAUUUACUCGUUUUCAACAGUUCUGAGAGUUAUGUUCAAGACUUUGACGAGAAAAAACUUGUUCCCGGGCAGAAACUCGAGUAUAACGAGAACUCGUAUGUGGCCAGACUAGUCUUAAAACCAGAAGCUCGGUACAUCGUCGUGGCGUCUACAGAUUGUCCUGGGAAGGUUGGUCCUUUCAAGCUUCUAUUCAACAGCGAGAGUCCGGUAGCUGUCGCGCGCUUGUCCACCAGUUUGGGCCUUUUUACACAGAAACUGCAUUUCAACGACACCGUCUACAAGCAUAAGUUCAACAUCGCGAGAGAGUCGCGGCUGAGUGUGCGUCUUCGCACGCAGAGCAGGUUCACCAUCAGUAUCUCAUCUUCCGGCUUUCAGCAGGAAAUUUCCAACCAACCUUCCAAGUUUGGCAACCUGUUUCAAUUCGACCGCAUCCAGCCUGGAACAUACUCGCUCAGCGUCCGGCAGGGAUUCAAAGCGGCCUCGACCAUCGACAUUGGCUGCUCCAACAAGCUGGACUGA